CUUUGAGUAGGCUUUAAGUCGCUGUCCAUGGUACUGAUUCUCCAGGAAUGGUGGAGACCUUUAGUAUCGCAGUUAUCGGUGCUCCCGGUGUCGGGAAAACUUCGAUAAUCCGUCAAUUUAUAUACAAUGAUUUCUCCGAGGUUUACACUCCGACUAGAACCAGGUACGUUUACAGACCCUCCGUCAUUUUGAACGGGAGCAUAUACGAGCUGAAGAUUUUGGAUGUCCCGCCAAUUUCGUCUUUCCCCUCAAACUCAAACCAGGAGUGGAUGGAUCUCCGCUGCUUGGGGGUUCGUAACGCCAACGCCUACAUCCUGGUCUAUGACAUCUGCUGCGUGGAGAGCUUCGAAUACGUCAAGAUGAUCCGACAGCAGAUAGUAGAGCACAGGGGGAACAGCAGCAGUGAGGUCCCCAUCCUGGUGGUAGGCAGUAAGAGGGACCUGCAGCGUCAGCGCUUCACCCCGCGCCGAGCCGUCUCCGUGCUGGUGAAGAGGACCUGGAAGUGCGGCUACGUGGAAUGUUCCGCCAAGUUCAACUGGCACGUGCUGCUGCUCUUCAAGGAACUCCUGGGCAGCUCUGUGUCCCGGGGCGCACGCCAAAACCACACCGCCAUCCGCCUGCAGGGGGCUCUGCAGAGGAACCGCUGCUCGGUCAUGUGA
This is a messenger RNA of Hypomesus transpacificus, 659 nucleotides long. RefSeq names its product RAS-like, family 10, member A (gene rasl10a). The coding region runs from base 48 to 659 and encodes 203 amino acids. The transcript is spliced from 3 exons. The record is from RefSeq and is a predicted model, not a curated record. Lineage: Eukaryota; Metazoa; Chordata; Actinopteri; Osmeriformes; Osmeridae. Gene Ontology annotation, molecular function: GTP binding; GTPase activity.